Phacochoerus africanus (Common warthog) is the source of this 921-nucleotide messenger RNA. RefSeq names its product pterin-4 alpha-carbinolamine dehydratase 1 (gene PCBD1). The record is from RefSeq and is a predicted model, not a curated record. Gene Ontology annotation, biological process: tetrahydrobiopterin biosynthetic process. NCBI's taxonomy places the organism in Eukaryota, Metazoa, Chordata, Mammalia, Artiodactyla, Suidae. Bases 136 to 450 code for a protein of 104 amino acids. Gene Ontology annotation, molecular function: 4-alpha-hydroxytetrahydrobiopterin dehydratase activity. The transcript is spliced from 4 exons.
CGGCCCCUGCCCGGCCUCGCUCCCGCCCCGGGGCGGCCCGAGCGCUGCCCCGCCCGACGGCUUCCCGGUGCGCCCGGCGUCGCGCUCUUCCGCUCCGCUACCACCUGCUGCUAGCCCGCGUCUGCGCCACCCGGCAUGGCUGGCAAAGCGCACAGGCUAAGUGCGGAAGAGAGGGACCAGCUGCUGCCAAACCUGCGGGCCGUGGGGUGGAACGAGCUGGAAGGCCGGGAUGCCAUCUUCAAGCAGUUUCAUUUCAAAGACUUCAAUAGGGCUUUUGGCUUCAUGACGAGAGUGGCCCUGCAGGCUGAGAAAUUGGACCACCACCCUGAAUGGUUUAACGUGUACAACAAGGUCCACAUCACCCUGAGCACCCACGAGUGUGCGGGCCUUUCAGAACGGGACAUAAACCUGGCCAGCUUCAUCGAGCAAGUAGCGGUGUCCAUGACAUAGACCUUGCCCUUCAUCUCUGAAUUCUUCAGGGAGGAAGGGGGGACUGGACUGGGGACCCAGAGAGGGAACCAGGGAGCCCCAAGGUACUGCUGCAGUCAGAACUGCCAAGUGGACGGUGCUGCCUCUGUUCAGAGGCAAGUCCUCGCUGUGCAAGGAGAAGCCAGCAUCGCUGCCAACCCUAAGAGCUUAGACCAUUUCUCCCCACACCACCCUCUUCCUCCUUGGGGCUGUUACAUGGGCACUGAUUUGAAUAAGAGCUUCCCUUUCCUUAUAACUUCCUGGCAACGUAGUGAUUUCUUUUCCAGGCUGUGUCUCACUCCCUUUCUAAUUCAUUUCCUGAGACGCUAAGAUAGAUGCUGUGUCUGAGAAAAAGUCUUCUCUUAGGAACCAGGGACCCCAAAGUCAUCCUCAUCCUGUGUGACAGAAACACAUGUGCUUUUAUGCUGCAAAUAAAAUCCUUAUUUCACUUGG